Molecule: messenger RNA, 1494 nt
Organism: Exophiala oligosperma
Lineage: Eukaryota; Fungi; Ascomycota; Eurotiomycetes; Chaetothyriales; Herpotrichiellaceae
Product: fructose-bisphosphate aldolase 1
Exons: 4
Coding region: 215-1297 (360 amino acids)
Biological process (GO): gluconeogenesis; glycolytic process
Cellular component (GO): cytosol
Molecular function (GO): fructose-bisphosphate aldolase activity; zinc ion binding
Source: RefSeq, a predicted model, not a curated record
GACGAAUCUCUCCAAUUCCAUCCCACGGGCAACCAUUUGCUCAAGAAUCAACCGUUCAACCGUUUUUCGUUUGAUUUCGUACUCUUCUUUUCCUACAUCUCUAACUCGUACUCGAGAAUCUCGUUUUCUACAACCGUUGUUUGAGCUCCUACAGCUGUAUCAGUCUCCUCCAAGCCUAGGUACACAUCCGAAGCCCCACCAAACAAUCGUCAACAUGGGUGUCAAGGACGUUUUGUCUCGCAAGGAAGGUGUCAUCGUUGGUGAUGAUGUCCUGGCCUUGUUCAAGCAUGCUCAAGAGAACAAUUAUGCUGUUCCCGCCAUCAACGUGACCUCUUCCUCCACGGUCGUUGCGGCUCUCGAAGCUGCUCGAGAUGCGAAUGCUCCAAUCAUCCUCCAGACUUCCCAAGGAGGUGCUGCCUACUUUGCUGGCAAGGGGGUCAAGAAUGACAAGCAGCAAGCUUCGAUCGCCGGUGCUGUCGCCGCAGCUCACUACAUCCGAAGUGUUGCUCCCGCAUAUGGCAUUCCAGUUGUCCUGCACACCGACCACUGUGCCAAGAAGCUGCUGCCAUGGUUGGACGGCAUGAUGGACGCCGAUGAGGCCUACUUCAAGCAACACGGAGAACCUCUGUUCUCCUCUCACAUGAUCGACUUGUCUGAAGAGGCAGUCGACUGGAACAUCGAAACCACCGCCAAAUACCUCAAGCGGGCAGCUCCCAUGAAGCAAUGGCUCGAGAUGGAAAUCGGCAUCACUGGUGGUGAAGAAGAUGGUGUCAACAACGAGGACGUUGACAACAACUCCUUGUACACUCAACCCGAGGACAUUCACAUGAUCUACACCACUCUGAAGAAGAUCUCGCCAUACUUCUCCAUCGCUGCCGGCUUCGGUAAUGUCCAUGGUGUCUACAAGCCAGGUAAUGUUCGCCUUCACCCUGAACUGCUGGACAAGCACCAGAAAUACGUCAAGGCAAAGGAGAGCACCCCGACCGACAAGCCCGUGUUCCUUGUCUUCCACGGUGGCUCUGGUUCAAGCAAGAAGGAGUACACGGAUGCCAUCAGCUACGGCAUUGUCAAGGUCAACCUCGAUACUGACUUGCAGUGGGCCUACCUCACCGGUAUCCGCGACUACGUUAUCAACAAGCACGAGUACAUCAAGACGCAAGUCGGUAACCCCGAGGGUGAGGACAAGCCCAACAAGAAAUACUACGAUCCACGUGUGUGGGUUCGUGAGGGAGAAAAGACCAUGAGUGCCCGUGUCGCCGAGGCAUUGAAAGACUUCAACACGGCCAACCAGUUGUAGAAAGUGAUCACUCGUAACGGACUGGAAAAAGUUUGGCUGUUGUUGAGAAGAUGGGCAAGCGCCUUAAGGGUCUUUGGGAGAGCCGAUGGUUGUUGGCCUUUAUUUCUACGAUGAAGCGUAGUCUUAUGCCUUGAAUACCACGAUGGGCGAGUAUUAGCAGCACAGAAGUAGCAAAUUUACCCAUGUGAAAAGCCAAA